This is a messenger RNA of Populus trichocarpa (black cottonwood), 1079 nucleotides long. Its product is annotated as patatin-like protein 2. The transcript is spliced from 4 exons. The record is from RefSeq and is a predicted model, not a curated record. NCBI's taxonomy places the organism in Eukaryota, Viridiplantae, Streptophyta, Magnoliopsida, Malpighiales, Salicaceae. Bases 39 to 734 code for a protein of 231 amino acids. Gene Ontology annotation, biological process: lipid metabolic process. Gene Ontology annotation, molecular function: monoacylglycerol lipase activity; glycerophospholipase activity.
UGAUUCCCUCAUUACAUUUUCAGCACUUGUUUUUUAAUAUGGCUAACAUGCAAACUCCAAGAUCUCCCCUUCAACUUCCAACUCGUGGAAACCAGAUCACUGUUCUUAGCAUCGAUGGAGGUGGAAUAAGAGGCAUUAUACCAGGAACUAUCCUUGCCUUUUUAGAGUCUGAGCUUCAGAAGCUGGAUGGUGCAGAUGCAAGGCUUGCGGAUUACUUUGAUGUGAUUUCAGGGACUAGCACUGGCGGCCUCGUGACGGCUAUGCUAGCUGCACCGAAUAAGCAAAACCGCCCUUUGUUUGCUGCUAAAGACAUCAAUGACUUCUACCUUGAGAACUGCCCUAAAAUAUUUCCUCAAGACAGCUCUAAAUUUGCCUCGGCUGCAAAUCUGGUAAAGACUCUGAGAGGACCAAAGUAUGAUGGCAAAUUCUUGCAUAGUAUUGUCAAGGAAAAGUUGGGAGAUACAUGGUUGCACCAGACAUUGACAAAUAUUGUGAUCCCUACUUUUGACAUCAAGCGCCUCCAGCCAACUAUCUUUUCUAGCUAUAAUGUGAAGAAUAACCCAUCAACGGAUGCCCUUUUGUCUGAUAUCUGCAUUGGAACUUCAGCUGCCCCGACUUAUCUUCCUGCCCAUUAUUUUGAAACCAAGGAUCCAUCGGGCAAAGUUAGAGAUUUCAAUCUUAUUGAUGGUGGUGUGGCAGCAAACAAUCCAACUUUAGUUGCCAUCAGUGUGUAGCAAUUGUCAACAUUUUUGUCAACCUUUCUCCAACCACCAUGACUUUUGUCAUUGUAGUAGUUGGUUCUGCACAUGGGUUGCUGUCAAUGCUUCUCCAUUCACCUAUAAAGAGAGAGACGGGAGAGAGUGCAGUAGAGGAAGAGUGCAGUGUGUGUGCAGAGGAAGAAGAGAGAGUGCAACUGUGAGAGUGAAAGAGUGCAGAUUUGAGAGAAACACCGAGUGUAAGAGUAAAACACUGGGUUUUGUGGGAUUGUACUGGGUUGAGUUGAGUGUUUGUAUCAUUCCUCCAAUAAUAUACAAUCUGUUGCCUCCGUGGACGUACCCGGUUUUGGGGAACCACGUAAA